AUGGAACAAGUCCUCGCCCUCCACAAAAGCACCGGCCAAACCGGCGCCGUAAACACCAUCCUCCUCCCCACAUUCCAAAUCUACACCCCUCUCCUCCUCGCCAACAAGGCCACCAUCCUCUCCACCCCACGCACAGAACACUCCUACGGUCCUCACCCCCGGCAAAAGCUGGACGUCUAUCUCCCCCCCCGCGCCGACACGUCCAGCGCUCCCAUCCUAGUAUUCUACUACGGCGGCGGCCUGACGCGGGGCGAUAAACUAAGUCCCGCCCUGCCGGACGGGUUGGUAUAUCAUAACCUCGGGACGUUCUUCGCACAACGCGGGAUCGUGACGGUGAUUCCGGAUUAUCGACGGGUGAACUCGGCGUUUGGGGGGGAGGAUGCGGUGUUUCCCUCGGGCGGGGAGGAUGUCGCGUUGUCGUUGAAGUGGGUGGAGGAGAAUCUUGUUGGGGAGGGGGGGGAGAGGGAGGUGGUUACGAUGGGGAAUUCGGCGGGGGGUGUGCAUACGCUUACUUUCCUCCUUGAGGAUCAGUUUCAGGAGCAGAGAGGGGGGUAUGUUCAGGGAACGGGGAAGUUGGUUUUGAAAGGUGCGAUUCAGUUAUCUGCCCCAACGCAUUUUGGGAGAGCGGAGGAUCAGGAGAGGAUGGAUAUGCUGAAGGUUUACUUUGGGGAGUUGGAAAAGUCCAAAGAGCAUUCUGCGUUGAGUCUUUUGCAGGGGUUCAAGGAUAGGGGAGUGAAGAAGGAGGAUGUGGGUCUUCCAAAGAUUUUGGGUGUGGUGGGCGAUCUGGAUGCGGAAGACGAGAUUGUUAGCACGAUGAGGGAGUUUCAGGAGUUGUGGAAGGAGACAUGGGGGGAGGGGAUUGAAGAGAAGAUUAUCCCGGGUCACAAUCAUAUAAGCCCUCCUUGGGCAUUGUUAGCGGGCGAAAAGGAGGGCGAGAAAUGGGGCGAGGAUAUAGCGAAGUGGAUUAAAGAAUGA
Messenger RNA from Hymenoscyphus albidus, 975 nucleotides. The record is from the annotation of a GenBank genome assembly. Lineage: Eukaryota; Fungi; Ascomycota; Leotiomycetes; Helotiales; Helotiaceae.